AGGGAGCGGGAUGUCCCGUGAGACAGGAGGUGACUCGCAGCAGUCGCAUAGCGCCUCCCAGUCCCAGUCCCAGUCCCAGAAUGCUUCCAGCUCCUCCUCUGGCACCUCCCACAGUCAGACAUCCCACUCCAGCUCAGGGACCAUCAGUUCGUUAGACACUGUUCCUACUCAGGACCUUCCUUCUAUUCCCGAGGACCAGGAACCAGAAGAACUUGACCCUCAGCCCUGGGGUCGGCUCUGGGCUCUCGAGGAUGGAUUCUCUAACCUUGAUUGUGUGGAGAAUGAGUACUGGUUCGGCCGAGAUCGAAGGUGUGAAUACAGCUUUGACAACCCUGGGCUUAAAAAAACUGACAAAUACCGAACGUAUAGCAAGAAACACUUCCGGAUUUUCCGGGAAAAAGGGCCCAAGAACUCUUACAUAGCCUAUAUCGAAGACCACAGCGGGAAUGGGACCUUUGUGAACCGAGAGCUAGUUGGGAAAGAAAAGCGAUUGCCACUGAGUAACAACUCUGAGAUCGCCCUGUCCGUGCCCACCAACAAAGUGUUUGUGUUUUUUGAUCUGACUGUAGACGAUCAAUCUAUUUAUCCUAGUGAAUUAAGAGAAAAAUACAUCAUGUCAAAAACACUUGGAAGUGGUGCUUGUGGAGAGGUGAAGCUGGCCUUUGAGCGGAAAACGUGUAAGAAAGUUGCUGUGAAGAUUAUCAGUAAGAGGAAAUUCUCCAUAUGUGCCACGAGAGAGGCGGAUCCAGCUUUCAAUGUUGAAACGGAAAUUGAGAUUUUGAAGAAACUAAAUCAUCCUUGUAUCAUCAAGAUUAAAAAUUUUUUUGAUGCCGAAGAUUACUUUAUUGUUUUGGAACUGAUGGAAGGAGGAGAGUUGUUUGAGAGAGUAGUAGGGAAUAAAAGACUGAAUGAAGCUACGUGCAAGCUGUACUUUUACCAGAUGCUCCUCGCUGUAAAGUACCUUCAUGAAAAUGGUAUUAUACACAGGGACUUAAAGCCGGAGAAUGUGCUUCUGUCAUCUCAGAAAGAGGACUGUCUUAUAAAGAUUACUGAUUUUGGGCAAUCGAAGAUUCUUGGGGAGACAUCUCUUAUGAGAACCUUAUGUGGCACACCCACCUACUUGGCUCCGGAAGUCGUCAUUUCCAUGGGUUCCGCAGGCUACACUCGUGCUGUGGACUGCUGGAGUUUGGGUGUUAUCCUCUUUGUUUGCCUUAGUGGAUAUCCACCUUUCUCGGAGCAUAAGACCCAAGUCCCUUUGAAGGAUCAGAUCGUCAGUGGGAAAUAUAAACUCAUUCCAGAAGUCUGGGAAGCCGUCUCUGACAAGGCUUUGGAUCUUGUUAAGAAGCUGCUGGUAGUAGAUCCAGAGAAACGCUAUACAACAGAAGAAGCCUUGGCACAUCCAUGGCUUCAGGAUGAGGAGAUGAAAAGCAAAUUCCAUGCUCUGCUUAUGGAGGAAACUAAGUCACCGAAUCUGCCUUUGAGCCCAGCCCAGCUUUUCACAAGCAGAAAGCGUCCUCACGAAGGGGAAGAAGAGGAUGAAGCUAGCUCUUCAAAACAUUGCCUAGCCUCUACCUCCAUGCAGACAGCACUGUUAAAAGAAAAAAGGGAAAGAAAGUGACUUUUAUACUUACCUUUUGUUAGUCAUUUUGGGAUAAUUUUCAAUUUUUUAUAAAGUAACUUUUUUAAAAAAUGGAAAAAUUGUCUAACAUAAUCACUGAUGUACAAAUAAAAAUGAAUGUAAUCAUG
Messenger RNA from Trichosurus vulpecula (common brushtail), 1746 nucleotides. It is a transcript of the gene CHEK2, whose product is annotated as checkpoint kinase 2. The transcript has 15 exons. The coding region runs from base 11 to 1618 and encodes 535 amino acids. Gene Ontology annotation, biological process: mitotic DNA damage checkpoint signaling; protein phosphorylation. The record is from RefSeq and is a predicted model, not a curated record. Gene Ontology annotation, cellular component: cytoplasm; nucleus. Gene Ontology annotation, molecular function: ATP binding; protein serine/threonine kinase activity; protein binding. NCBI's taxonomy places the organism in Eukaryota, Metazoa, Chordata, Mammalia, Diprotodontia, Phalangeridae.